AUGGGUGUGAUGAUACAGGUUCCCAACCUGUCCAGGAUCCUGUGUUUUUCUUUUCAUCUUAUCCUCAUUCUGCUUCAACAGACUACUGCAGAACGAGAAUUGAAGUUUGUGGUUGUAGUUUUCCGACAUGGUGACCGAACACCAAUUGUAAACUUUCCAACUGAUCUACACAAAGAAAGCGAAUGGCCCCAGGGAUUUGGACAACUCACCAAGACUGGAAUGCAGCAGCUGUUUGAACUUGGACAGUACAUGCGGAAACGAUAUUCCACCUUCUUGAACAGCACAUACAACCGGCAAGAGUUUUACAUCCAAAGUACAGAUUAUGAUCGCACCAUUAUGAGUGCCCAGUCGUACCUUUCUGGCCUCUUUCCACCAACUAGCAGCCAAAUUUGGAACCCUGAGCUUCUCUGGCAACCCAUUCCAGUUCAUAUUUUUCAAAAAUCAACAGAGCGGAGGCUGAACUUUCCUCUGCCUGACUGUCCCCUUUUUGAUAAACUUCAGAAUGAAACACAAACAUCCAGUGAAUUUCAAAAUAGAAUACAACCAUACAUGGAUUUUAUACAAACAAUGGCUGUUAACACAGGACUUGAACUAAACAAUCUUAAAAUACUGGACAAUUUCCAGCUCUGGAAUACAUAUGAUACUCUACAUUGUGAGGGUAUUCACAAUUACACUCUCCCUGUAUGGGCCACCAAAGAUGUAAUUGACAAGAUGGAAAAACUGGCAGAAUUGUCCUUAUUAUCACUAUUUGGGCUUUAUAAAACAGAAGAGAAAUCACGACUACAAGGAGGUGUCCUUGUGAAUAUUAUUUUAAAUAGUAUUAAACAAGCUGCCAAUUCUUCAAAACCAAGAAAAAUGGAGGUCUACUCUGCACAUGACACCACAGUUGGGGCUCUCCAGAUUGCUCUCAAUAUUUUCAAUGGAAAACUGCCACCAUAUGCUGCUUGCCAGUUUUUUGAACUCUACCAAGAAAGCAACGGGCGAUAUAGCAUCGAAAUGCAUUAUAGGAAUGACACUUCAAAGGAUCCUUACCUGCUCACUUUGCCAGGAUGCACCUCUUCUUGUCCACUUGAGAAGUUUGCUGAACUAGUUUCUCCUGUGAUAACAGAAAAUUGGUCAAAAGAAUGUGGGAAGAAAGACAAUGUGAAAGAUGUUUUUAUCGGAUUUGAUGUUGCUGUUGGCUUGUUGUCCAUUUUUAACCUUGUACUCCUUUACCUCCUUUAUCAUUAUGGACGCUGCAGGCGCAGAAGCAAUUAUCAAGACAUUUAAAGGGGAGGUGAAGAAACAAAAGAGAGAGCAGCUAGACACUGAACAAUACUUGAAGUUGCUGAUAUCCAUCAGUUUGCUCUGGUCCAAUUAAUCUCCAAAGCAUAUUCAAUAAAUUUGAAGAGCUGAGGUAUCUGUGGCCUAGCUCCUAAAAUUCUAAACAACUUCAGUGAGAAAUACUGUAGUAAUAUGUAAAUGUUAAGAAUUACUGGAUGGAUGGAAUCACUUUAAUUUAUAUCUUUAGGUUUUCUACUACUAUUAGUCAAUCUUAUAUCAAUGGGUAAGGUGAAGGGAUGCUAUUGCCUAUACUUUUUUUUUUAAUAUUGUCUAUUACCACUUAGCCCUUCGCUGCUUAACAAGUCUUUCUUCAAAAUCACAGUCUGUAAUAUUUUCUUUACUUCUUAUAAAUGAAUAUUUUGUUGAUACACAGGAAAAUGUUUUUAGUGAGCAGAAGCUGCAAUCACUGUAUGAAAAAGAUUCAUACCAUCACAUGGACAUACUAUUUCUGCAUUUAUUCACGCAAAUCUAUUAAUGAGAUUUGACCUUGGCCUUCGGCUAAUAAAAGUCUUCAGCCUGCUUUUUAAAGGAGUUACACUACUAUAGCUCUCACUGAAAUAAGUAGAAACUGGAAUAAUCUCUGUCACACAUCCAGGCAUCAAGUAAAAAGCUUAGUGCAACAGCAUCUUGGUCAGCGUCCACAACUUCAGUAGUACAGAUAAGUAAAUACAUUAAAAUCUAUUUUCUGCCAUUACACUGAUUUCCUAUUUUUCUGAGCUCUAAGUCAUUAAUGAUCCUUUGCCCUGCAACUUUUCUACAAUGUCUCUGUUCUCUGUCCUGCUUCAGGUCCUGUCCAUAAUUUUAUUCUUUUGAGCCACUCUUACAAUAACUCCUCAAGCUAUCACACUUGUCAUCAUCUUUAAUUUUAAUCUACAAUAAUUUGUUUAACUCCCUGUUCUUUUUGAAAUCCUGUAUGUUAGCAAGACAUGCACUGAAGUAAGAAAACAAUGAUUCUGCUUUUUGUAUUCUGCGCAAUAUAUUUUGUUUAGAUUAUAAGCUCCUAAUGGCAGGGAAUGCCAUAACUGCUCUCUAGUAUCAUAAACUAGUAUAAUAAGCACUAAUAUUGCUGUAUAAAAUCCUGCUUAUCAUCAUAUGUUUCAAGGGUUGAAUCAAGACUUUUAUAUCCUGUAGUCCUGAAGAUGAUACUGUGAAUUCCAUUACCACAGAGAAGUCUUUUUAAAAGUCAAGGCAACUAUACAAACAGGUGCCAACAGCAGGUUCAGCCCAACAGAUACAAGUUCAAGCUAAUGUGCCCAAGCUUAUGUGUCCUGUUGAGAUGCACAAGUCUAGAGAAAGCUG
This is a messenger RNA of Pipra filicauda (Wire-tailed manakin), 2622 nucleotides long. Its product is annotated as prostatic acid phosphatase-like. Lineage: Eukaryota; Metazoa; Chordata; Aves; Passeriformes; Pipridae. The record is from RefSeq and is a predicted model, not a curated record. Gene Ontology annotation, molecular function: acid phosphatase activity. Gene Ontology annotation, biological process: lysosome organization; dephosphorylation. The transcript is spliced from 11 exons. Bases 1 to 1269 code for a protein of 422 amino acids. Gene Ontology annotation, cellular component: plasma membrane; lysosome.